AUGACUUCCACACAUACACAGUACAUCGACUAUGGAGAAGAAAUGUGGAAAGAGCAGUGUAAGGCUCUAGUUAAGGACAUGGAACUGUACCAUCAAGACACGCGCAAUAACUUCAACCGUGUGCUUGAUUGGCUGCACGAAUGGGCGUGUUCGC
This is a messenger RNA of Sphaeroforma arctica JP610, 154 nucleotides long. RefSeq lists its product as hypothetical. Gene Ontology annotation, molecular function: ATP binding; leucine-tRNA ligase activity. NCBI's taxonomy places the organism in Eukaryota, Ichthyosporea, Ichthyophonida. The annotation marks the transcript as partial. The record is from RefSeq and is a predicted model, not a curated record. Gene Ontology annotation, biological process: leucyl-tRNA aminoacylation. The transcript has a single exon.